UGUGGUAUCUAUCUUUAUUUCUGUGCUUUAUCCUUUACUCUUUGUUACAGGCGAUGCGAUUUGUGUUGUGCAGGGGGGCUUGUUUUUAGUAGCAAGGUCAUUCUUUGUGUCAAAAAUCUACUUGUGACGAUUAAUUGGUUUUAAAGUAUUUACUAAAGUGGUGGAACAUUUAGUGCUCAUAAACAAUAUUUUAGAGCGCGUAUGUCUUGUGUAGUUUGUAGCUUUUAGAACAACCGUUUUUUGGAACGCUCCAAUGAGUUUAGGAGGAGGCCAAAACACCGAGGGAACAAAUGCAGGAGGAAUAUUCGUACAAUUUAAUCAAGAUUGCACUUCAUUGGUAGCUGGCAGCAGCAGUGGCUAUCAUCUUUUUUCUUUAACUCCUGAUGAUGGAAUUGAGGAGAUCUACGCUAGUCGUUCAGGGCAGGACACUUGCCUUGUGGACCGACUAUUCAGCAGCUCCCUUGUGGCGAUUGUUACAGUUUCGGCACCCAGGAAGCUGAUAGUCUGUCACUACAAGAAAGGUACAGAAAUAUGUAACUACAGCUACAGCAAUACCAUUUUAGCGGUGAAGCUGAAUCGAUCGAGACUGAUCGUGUGCCUCGAGGAGUCCCUGCACAUACACAACAUCCGCGACAUGAAGAUCCUGCACACGAUCCGCGACACGCCGCCCAACCCGCGCGGCCUGUGCGCGCUUUCGCCCUGCGUCGACCACUGCUACGUCGCGUACCCCGGCUCCAGCGCCGUCGGGGAGGUGCAGAUCUUCGACGCGGUACACCUGAACGCGAAAUGCGUGAUAAGCGCCCACGACAGCCCGCUCGCGGCGCUCGCGUGGUCGAUGUGCGGCCGCCGGCUGGCGACCGCGUCCGAGCGCGGGACCGUGAUCCGCGUGUUCGCGGUGCCCGAGCGGACGCGCCUCUACGAGUUCCGGCGCGGCGUCAAGCGCUGCGUGUCGAUCGCGUGCCUCGCGUUCAGCGCGUGCGGCGCGUUCCUCGCGGCCACCUCCAACACGGAGACCGUGCACGUGUUCCGGCUGCAGGACGGGGCCGGCGGGGCCGGGGACGAGGCGGGCGCCGGCGAGGGCGAGGAGGCGGCGGGCGCGGGGGGCGGCGCGGGCGCGGCCGAGGGCGGCGGCUGGAUGGGCUGGCUGGCGUCCGCCGUGUCCGCGGGGGCGGGGUACCUGCCCGCGCAGGUGGCCGACGUGCUCGCGCAGGGCCGCGCCUUCGCCGCCGCGCGCCUGCCCGCCACCGGCCACCGCGCCGUCGCGGCCAUCACCAACGUCGGGCGGGCGGCGCGGCUGCUGGUGGCCACUUCGGCGGGCGUGCUGUACGUGUACGCGCUGGACGCGGCGGAGGGCGGCGAGUGCGCGCUGCUGCGGCAGCACGCCUUCGUGGAGGCCGCGGGCCCCCACGCCCCGGCCCCCGCGCCGCACGAAGAGUCGGAGCGCGCGGGGGAGCUGGGCGCGGCGCUGGAGGGCUCCCCCCCGCGCGGGGGCUACGACCUGCGCGACCCGCGCCACUUCCCGCCCAUGCCCGCGCGCGACCCGCGCGACCUCUAGGCGCCGCCGACGGACCCGUGGACCCAACAAAAAAAUUUAAAACUGUAAAUGUAUUAAAAAAAAAUGUAAAGAUUUUAAGCUCCUAUCGACGGGCGCGGAGCCGUCUUCCUUUCGUUCUGGAGUCGUUUCCCGGCGCGCGUCCGCCGACUCGAUCGUGAGGCAGAGAAGACUCCGGUACGUCAGGACGUCGGGAAGACCGCCCCGCGCCCCGGGCCCCGGUGUACAUACUUUGUAAACUAUAGAAGCUUUUAUAUUAUAGUAGGAGGGGCGGGGCCCCGCGCGCCGCAUCCUCGUCGUCGACCGGGCGCUCGCUGGAGGAUCUAGUCCUUCGAAUCGAUUGAAACGUAUUUUACAUAAUAAAUAUGUAUCGUGUUAAUAUCGCGGGCGCGCGGGGCGCGGGCCCCCCCGGGGCGAUGCGCGCGCGCGCGUAUUGUUUUAUGGGAUAUAUCGUAUUCGAUAAUCGAGCGUUGGCUCGCAUUAACGAUUUUUUGCCUCCAUGAAAAUUACACUGUGUGACGAAUCUCCCGCGUUUUCGAUCAUCGAAAUUUCCCUCGUCUCGACGCGACGACGGAACGGUGCCAUUUAUUUCAAUUUAACCAGUUGAAAUGUUUGUGAUAUUAUUUUAUAGAAAAAUUGAUUCGCCGUAGAACGAUACGCGCGGGCCCGCGUCGCCGAGGCCGAGCCCGCGCCCACGCACACAUGCGCGAGUCUGGUCGCUGCCGUGUGUGUGCGUGUGUGUGUGUAUGAACUACCGAACUUCCGAUAAGCGCAUAUUGUAAAGUGUGUAACAGAUAACAGUUGCCCCGGUCGCGUGGACGCGCGGCGGACUCGGCCGCGAUCGUAUUGUGAUAGUCGGUUAAGAGCGAUAGUAUGCGUCUGUAGAAUGUGUGAGUUAGUUUUAUGUAAUAUAAUAUGUAUUGUGAUAGACGCCGCCGCUCGCAUCGAUAUAAUUUUUAUUAAAAAAUCAAUAUGCUUUUCCACUAGAGAAGUAAUCAAAUAAUGCGCAAUGGUAAAUACUUUAUUUCACUAGUAUCGAAAAUGAUUUAUGUAAUUGUUUUUCCUUUCGAUGUCAACUUAUGCUCUUCGCAUGUCUAGUGGAAACGCAUUCUUAGAACUGUUGUUCUAGUAAAUAUUAAGUCCAGUACACGUUGUUCAUUCGAGCGGAUGCGGCAGGUCACUCAGCAAGACAAACGCAGUGCACGCGCGCCUUUAGAACUCUGCCCCCCCCCCUCUCCCCCUCAGCUCAGCUAGCGACAUCUGUACUCAGAUUCGUUCAAUUUAAUCAACUAUAUUUAGCAAGAUAUUAAGACGAUACUCACUUGUGAUUUCCUUGAUUCUGUAUUCGGUAAGGGGCGUUGUUCGCGGCAGCUUCGCGUCCGACCAGACUUAGGACGCAGUACACAAAUUGACUAGUGAUUUGACAAUGUAAAAUGUACGUAGCUAAUUUGAAACUAUCUAUAUUGUAUUUGAAUGAGAGCUUAUUUUUCUUCACUUCACAUCAUAAUAUUCACAAUUUUUAUAUCAUUUAUUAGAACAGUUUUAUGUGUUAAUCUCUGUGCCCUCGUGUCGUGUCCAUUUGCGAUGUAGACAGAGAUUGUCGAGUCACAGAUAUGUUAAGACAUAGGUACAUGUUUUGCCUCCACUUCAUUUCACUUUUCGUAUGAACCGUUCUUUAUGGUUUCUGACGUCACCCUCCGACAGCACACGAUCGUGACGGGUGUUCAUGGCUUACCCGAGUUUCUCAUUGUAUAUCACUUUCAGCUGUUCUUUUUUUCAUGUCAACUCUUUCAUUGAGCGCGUGCGUAAUGAAGAACAUUACUCCGCAAAUUCAACAUCACGAACGCAUCUCGACUUUUAUCGUUUUAAAUUUGGAUAUCGCCACUCGUCCCGUGAUUAUAUGGUGUUAAGAAAAUUGAUUUUGUAUAUUGUUAUAGCUUCAUACAAUCUAGUAAUAUGUAUAAUUGUAACCGUGGAUUUUGUGAAAUGUAGCUGAAAGUGUUAUUGUAGUGUAACUGGGAGUUACCUCCGGGGUCAUUUAUCAGUACCUAUCUAAUUGGUACAGUAACUGAACAUAUCAAGUAUUAUGUUUCAAAAAUCUAAAAGUAAUUUUUAAUGCCACAUCAAAAUCUAUACGACAUAUGACACUGGCGAGUGUUCUUAAACGAAACGACCUAUUAAUAGGAAAAUAAGUACCUAUUGUGAUGGUAUCGAAGUUUUGAAGAAUAGACUCUAUAUUCAAAUAGUUUCUAAUUUAUAUUUUUAACGGUGGACAUACAAUUGAUUUGUUUAAUGUGAAUUCAUAAUGUUGUAUGGUAUUGUAAUGGACGUGCUGCUCUCGGUUUAGGCUAAUCUCUCUCGUGUUACAUUUACUGAUCGCAUGUACAAGAGCACGCACCCACCGCAGCCGUCGACCUGCGCGCUGCUAAACACUAAAUUGUAUAUAAUUAUAAUGAAUAAAUAUUUUUAC
Molecule: messenger RNA, 4022 nt
Organism: Diatraea saccharalis (sugarcane borer)
Lineage: Eukaryota; Metazoa; Arthropoda; Insecta; Lepidoptera; Crambidae
Source: the annotation of a GenBank genome assembly